AUGGGGAACCCUUCGGAUAUCCCCGAGCUCGAACCUGAUGGACCUCACCUGGUCUACCUGGCCCUGUCAUUCUUUCUGAUUAUAUAUGCGCUUUUUUCAGAGUUCAUCAGAAACAAACUACACCUCUCUGAGCCUCCCCUGGCGACCUUGGCCGGUAUUACAUUCGGACCACUCGCCGCUAGUCUUCCGGGCACAGAGAAAUAUGCAAACCAAGACAACAUCACCCAGGAAUUGGCCCGGGUCGUCACAUGCGUCCAGGUCUUCGCAGUAGGCCUCGGACUACCUAGUGCCUAUGUCAAAAAGCACUGGCGAGGGCUCCUUGUAUUGCUCGGACCGAACAUGAUCUUCGGAUGGGUCGUGUCCGCCGUCAUCCUCCGGCUCGUCAUCGGAGUUCAAUGGAGCACCGCCUUCAUCAUUGCUGCUACCUUGACGCCGACGGAUCCCGUCUUGUCCGCCAGCGUGCUGGGCGAGGCGCGAUUCUCUACGAGGGUGCCAAGGAGGAUCAAGCACAUGCUGGCAGCCGAGUCCGGCUGUAACGACGGUACAGCCUAUCCGUUCCUCUACGCCGCCAUAUUCGCCGUCACGCAGGGUAGCAGGGCGGACUGGUCCAAGAUGUUCUUCCUGGAGACGAUCCUAUGGCAAUGCCUGUUCGGGAUCGCCAUCGGCGCCGUCAUCGGCCUGGGCGCGAACAGAGCACUCCGCUUCAGCGAGGAGAGGGGGUAUACCCAGGCGGCGACGCUCUUCGUCUUCUACUUCCUGCUGGCCAUAUUCGCGAUGGGCGUCGGCAGCACGCUCGGGCUGGACGACUUCCUCGUCUCCUUCUCGGCCGGCACGGCCUUCUGCUGGGACGGCUGGUUCCACCAGAAGACGGCCAGGAUGAAGCUGCCCAGCAUCAUCGACCUGCUGCUCAACUCGGCCAUGUUCGUCUACUUCGGCACCAUCAUCCCCUGGGACAAGUACGUCGGCACCGGGAACCUGAGCGCGUGGCGGCUGCUGGCCUGCACCGUCUCGAUCUUGCUCCUCCGGCGGCUGCCCUCCGUGCUGGCGCUCAAGAGGUUCGUCCCGGAGAUCCGCACCUGGAGCGAGGCCGUCUUCGCCGGCCACUUCGGGCCCAUGGGCGUCGGCGCCAUGUUCUUGGCCAUGGAGGCCAGGGGGCAGCUCGAGACGGGCUCUUCCACCCCAGACCCACACCCCCCGGCAGAGGGGCCGCACCAGGAGGCCAUACGGCACCUCUGGCCCGUGGUGAGCUUCAUCGUGCUGGGAUCCAUCAUGGUGCACGGCUUUUCUGCGGCCGUGAUGAGCAUAUACGGCCACCUCGCGAGGCAUCCGAAGCGCCGGGCAUCGCAGGUCGGAGGCGAGAUAGAGAGGCUGGCUGGCAUGGCUUCCGAGGACGAGGACGAGGACGAGGGGAGCGCGCUGUUUUCUGAAGACGAGGACGAGCGCAGGAUCGAAGGCAACGGCGAGAUUGCCAUACGUUGA
This is a messenger RNA of Truncatella angustata, 1479 nucleotides long. RefSeq names its product CPA1 family monovalent cation:H+ antiporter. Gene Ontology annotation, molecular function: sodium:proton antiporter activity. Lineage: Eukaryota; Fungi; Ascomycota; Sordariomycetes; Amphisphaeriales; Sporocadaceae. The coding region runs from base 1 to 1479 and encodes 492 amino acids. The transcript has a single exon. The record is from RefSeq and is a predicted model, not a curated record. Gene Ontology annotation, cellular component: plasma membrane. Gene Ontology annotation, biological process: sodium ion export across plasma membrane; proton export across plasma membrane; regulation of membrane potential.